This is a messenger RNA of Linum trigynum, 5730 nucleotides long. Lineage: Eukaryota; Viridiplantae; Streptophyta; Magnoliopsida; Malpighiales; Linaceae. The record is from the annotation of a GenBank genome assembly.
GCCAAACUUUGCUUUCCACCACAAAUGAUUCCCCAUUAGAUAAUUAGCAUCUUUUGGCUCAAACAAUAGCUUCUCCUGGAUGUCACUUAACGUAGAUGGGAAGUGGAGAGAUAGAACCACUCAUGUGAAAUUGCAUUCUUGUUCCAGGCCGUGUUAUGCUUCUUUGAAGCGGAGUUCAAGACUGCUAUUUGUACUGGUCGUACUAGUGGCUUCUUGAAGGACUUGGCUUCUCUUUCCUUACUAUGUUGAUGAUGAACAAUUGGUUCGAGCAGCUUUUGCAUUUCGACGCCAGCAUCAACCUCUUGCUUGAGAGCUUGGGGGCAGUUGAUUUCUCGCCUUCAUUGGGUUGUCGGUUCCUAACCCCUUGGCACCAUUGACGAGCUUCAUGCUGGGUUCCUUCUUCGCCCCACAUGCUAGCAGCCGAUCAAAUCUUGCGUUAAGAGCAGCAAAACCUUCCCGCAUCACCUCCCUCAACAUCGCGUUCUCGUGCACCAUCGCCUCCAGCAUAGAUUCAAGUGAUUUUGCACGAACUUCCAUUGUUGUAGGAUCGACCGGCUCUGAUACCAAAUGUUACGUGCACGUUUUGUAGAAUAUGAUUUACGGAGAAAGAUUGGAAUAGGAAGAAGAAGAAUAUAGGAAAGAUAGAUAGAUUGGUAAAAGAGAAUUGUUCCCUUUGAUGGCGAGAACGGAACCCCUAAGCUUUUUCGAGGAAAGCCAACCUCUCAAAUUAACACGUAGGUGUGUAAAACCCUUUUCCUAAUUAUACUUGAUUGAUACCCCUUCCUCUCUACAUCUCCUUUAAAUAGAGAACUUAAAACUAAUAACCCUAUAACCUAGCAAACUAAUCGAAAAUACCAAAACAAUUAUCACUAAACUAAAUUCCCUUAAUUCUAGUUAACCACUAACACCACAAUCUCACUUCUAAACCCCUAAUUAAUUUCUAAUAAAAUUAAAUAAACGCACAUGACAUCUCUCCUGCAACAGUUAUUAGUGAAUAGAAAGGGAAAACAAAUGAGUACUCGGGUUUUCGGUUUUCCGUACAGACGGCGGCGAGACCCCGAGUCUGGUGGCCGCCGCUCCACAGACUUGGACCACGACCUCGAGGACAAUAUUCCAGUACCAAAUAUGCUGACCGUCUCCGCCGUUAGGUAUAUCUCUGUCACUCUCGCUUCUUCCCUCUGAACCCAUGGCUGCUUCUAUUCCACUCCGUGCUAAUCGCGCUCCUCCUGCCAUGGAGUUGGGUUUAUGCAUCAUCUCGUUCCCGUUUUUCUUAUCACCGCAUACCUUUGACAUAUAACGGUAUUGCAAAUUGCCGACUGGAAUUAUGCAUUUAAACUCCUCCCCUUUUUUUCCCCCAGCAAGCUGCACUCGUGCUCAAUGCUUCUCGCCGAUUCCGUUAAACCCUAGACUUGAAGAAAGAGGAGAAGCCAUUUGGGUAUAUGUCUCAUUUGCUAACUCGUAGCUCUGCCUCUUGUGCUACUGCCCAUGGUUUUUAAUCUCUAUAUGCUGGACAGGCAGCAUAUCUUUUCAAGGAGGCUGGAUUCCGAGUAAAUGGUACUUUCUCCUCUCUAUUAAUCUUCAGUGUUUAGUACUUAUCGUUGACAAGUUGUGCUGGGUGAUAGUGGUUUUUGGGGAUUGUGUUCCUGGUUCAUAUGUGUAGGGUUUGCUUUUUCACAUCUCCUUCCAAUAUUCUCAAUUACCAUCACAUUGUACUGCCAUCCUAAUUCACAACUAGGCGAUGUGAAUUGCUUCAAAGUAGCAUAGGAUGUGGUUUGCUUUUUUGUGUGGACUUCCUGUUCUUCUUUCUUUCAUCGACUUCAAUCUUGUUUAGCUUCCUACUCACAGUGAAAUUGUUGAGAUGUUUGUGCAAUCAUGCCAUCAAUUGCCUUUCCUUAUUGAUCACAUUGUGUAUUCAGCUGUCUAUUUUCUCUUGGGUUAAAGACAUAUUUGAUCACUGAGAUUACUAAAUCGGGACAUGUUUAGUCACUAGAAAAAGUUAAUAUCAAAAUUGGUCACUAUAAUUACUAAAACGGGACACAUUUAGUCACUCGCCGUUAGUUGCCGUCCAACUCCGUUAACAGAGUCUGUUAUGUGCUGAUGUGGCUAACGUGAGCGCCUAGUCAGCGCCUUUUUGGGUCGGAAAUGGUCAAACCCGACCUGCCACGUCACUAAACCAGCCAUAUCAUAACCCCAACCCAUGAACUGAAUCCGACCCUGAACCAAACCCGACCCACUUAACAAAAGCAAACCCGCCUCACUUCUCCUUCCUCUCGUUCCUCAUCUCCCCACCUCCACCUCUCGCAAGCUUCCACCACCACAAUCUCCCGCCGCAAAAUGGAAACAGAGCCUCUCCACCCAACAGCCGCCGCCGGCAGCUACCAAGACGAAGAGAACAGAGCCUCUCUACAUCCUCCAUGAGCUCUCCUCCAAACUUAGAAGCGCCAACCACCGCCGUGGACCUCCGAUUCCUCACCCACCACUUAUCCUCUGCUUCUCCCCCGCUACCACCAUGGAAACCAACCAGAUCCGAGAAACCCCAUUCUCGAUCGGACCUCCGUUCCCUCACCCACCACUUAUCCCCUACUUCUCCCCUGCUGCCGCCAGGGAAACCAACCAGAUCCUAGAAACCCCAUUCUUGAUCGAACCUCUGAUCCCUCACCUAUCACUUAUCCCCUGAGUUCUUGAAAACCCUAAUCUCGAUGAGAGAACAGAGUUCUUGAAAAUCCAUUAACGUAGUCAUACUCCUCCUCGUCCAACCCGCAAUCGAAGUUGAGGACGUAGCUCUCGACGUUGUAAUUGAACUUCUAAAACCUCCACCAAUUGAAAUUCUGCUGCUGUUGGUUUUCGCCUUCCCCUGUUUUCGCUCCUCCCCUGUUUUGUAUCAGAAGGUAAUUGUUGCUUUCGUCGUUGGCGAUUUUGUUCCCCCGUCGUUGGCGGCUGUUGGGUGGAGAGGCUCUGUUUCCAUUUUGCGGCGGGAGAUUGUGGUGGUAGAAGCUUGUGAGAGGUGGAGGUGGGGAGAUGAGGAACGAGAGGAAGGAGAAGAGAAGCGGGUUUGCUUUUGUUAAAGUGGGUCGGUUAUGAUUCAGGGUCGGGUUCGGUUCAUGGGUUGGAUUGGGGUUAUGAUAUGGCUGGUUUAGUGACGUGGCGGGUCUGGUUUGACCAUUUCCGUCCCGUUUUAGUAAUUAUAGUGACCAAUUUUGAUAUUAACUUUUUCUAGUGACUAAACAUGUCCCGAUUUAGUAAUCUCAGUGACCAAAUAUGUCUUUAACCCAUUUUCUCUUGUUAGAGAUCCAUGUGUAUGAUUGGGUCGCUUUCUUCAUUUGGCCUCCUGCCGGUAGGUCUUCGUUUGACCUGUUUGUGAAUCUAGAACAGCCAAUACCCCAUUCGGCUCUUUAUUUGGUCAUUGCCCAUCUUUGGUGCACUCUCUCUGUGCAUGUUAGUUCAAAUUCUGCCACAGCUCUCUUACCUUGUUGAGCUGUUGGUGAAGUUGGUCUUCUGUUUUAUAGAUAUGGAAAGAUGGGCUUUUAGUUCAUUUUAAGAAUAAUUACUACUUCAUACUUCGUAUGCCACCUGAUUACUUAUUCCAUUUCCUUUUACAUGGAAAACAGACUUGGAAAAAACCCUAGGCAGGAAAUUUGCAGUUUCCCAAGAACAGCUUACCACGGUGACAAGGGAUCAUAAUUUUACUGCUCUACAGGAUCUUGGUGGUGUAAGUCCCCUUUCCAUGUUGAUAUUAUGCAUUUGUGUUUGGGUUUUUGUUUCUGACAUUUGUGCUUUUCAUCGUUAAAGGGCUUACUGAGGCCCUGAAAACGAGUCCUGAUAAAGGAAUUCUUGGAGAUAAUGCUGAUUUAGUGAAACGAAAGAAUGCGUUCGGCUCUAGUACGUAUCCCCAAAAGAAGGGAAGGAGCUCUUGGGUAUUGUUUCUUACAGUUCCUAAAUCUUUCUUUUGCAUUUCACUAGCCACUUGAACAUGGAAAAGCUGUCUUAUCUGAAAUCUGUCUGGUCUGCUUUAUUGCAGACGUUUCUUUGGAAAGCUUGGCAAGAUUUGACCUUAAUCAUAUUGAUGGUAGCUGCAUCUUUGGCUUUGGGCACAAAACAGAGGUAGGAAUCAGUGUCAACUGCUGGUCAUCACAUCAUGCAAUCCAUUUGUAUUGUUGUAUGGUGUUAGGUCCACAAUCUUGGGGAGCUAAUCAUCACUUUGAGGAUGAUAAUGAGUUUUGCUUGCUUAUUAUGGUGUUUAAGUUUAUGGGAUUUUCGAGUUACUAUUUAAUUCAAUUGCAACCCAACGCGACGAGGCAUGUUUGCAUUCUGGAUUCAGUGGUUUUAUUGGCAUUCUGUUGCUUCAGUGGUUUAAUCGCCAAACUACGACAAGAGUUUCACCUUUUGAAGCGCCAGUCACAUAGGGCUUUGGUAUUGGGAGGUGUUUCCUUCUGUUUUCCCUUCUUGGCAAUAGACUUUGUUUCGAUAAGUUAUUUGAACUAUGAAUGGCCUGCACUUGUCCUCUUCCUUCUGACUCUAUAUUUUGGUUUUGAUGCGUGGUCGGUUUAUUUGGUAUCCAGUUUCUUGUAGGGUAUCAAGGAAGGCUGGUCAAUGAUGUCAGCAUUGCCUUUGCUGUUAUUCUCGUAAUUGUUGUAACUGGUAUGGUAUUUCAUCUGGAAUUAUGUUUUAGUUUUGGAAAGUAGUGCAUUCCACUUUUAAUACUUUGCUGAUAACUAUUUUCACUGUUAAGGCCACACUAAAAAGGAUAUCUCAUGAAAAGCAGGAUUAUAUGGAUUCUGUAUUUCUGGUAUUUAGGUCUCCAUCUGUUUAUAGGUUCUGCAUACUGGUCAUCAGUAGUGUAUGAUGUUCUUGACCUCGGAAUGCGUUUUUCCAGCUUUCAGCUCUUCAUUAUGACUAGUAAUAUAUUUUUGUACAAAUUGCUUUACUUGGACAAAGUGCAGCCUGCUUCUUGUGCUAUGCUUUAUUAGUUAUUUUCCCAUCUUAUCUUGUAAAUGAAAUUCUCAAUCUCUCAUUUGAGGGUGUCCUAGAUGAAAAGUUCACAGGCUGGAAAAUAUAAUCUUGAAAUAAGAAUAAUAAGUAAAAGUAAAAUACCAGCUAUAGCCUUUUUUGUGAUUAGUUGAGAAUGUUCGUGGUCGAAUUUCCAUCUGGCUAAAUUAUAUUGUAAAGAAGCCCAAGUGAUUGGCCUACAGUGUAGGGUGGAUGAAAAACCAUGUCAUGCUCUCUAUUUUCAAUUCUUCAGGUCUGAAGGUUCGCCUAUAUUUAAAGAAAAACCUUUGGAAUGGAGCUGUUCUUAAAAAAAAAUCGAAGCCUUCAUUUACCACCACUUUGAGAUACUGGCUCGAUGACUACUUAAGUCUGAUUCUCUCUUCCCAUCUCCAGUGGGUUCCCAAGCCUCCCGCAGUUUGUUGUGGAAAAUAUUUCAGCUCUGGUAUUAGGUGCAUGUACUGCAUGUUUUGACAGCACUUUGGUCUUCCAUCUGUGACUGCUCCUUAAUAAUAGCUCAGCAGUUGUUGACAUGUCAGGGCCUUGUUAGCUAUUAUUAGCUAAUUCCAAAUGGGUUAUUAUGUGAUACUUUCUGUAUCACUAGAGGAAACAUCUUAAUUUGAUUUGUGCUGCUUUUAAGUUUGUAAUCUACUUCUUGAAAAGUUUUUGGCUACCCAUCCAUUCUGCAGUUUCCUGAGUUAACCUCUUCUUCCUUUCAGCUAUUAGUGAUAAAAGACAGUCUCUGCA